This is a messenger RNA of Lampris incognitus (smalleye Pacific opah), 3483 nucleotides long. Its product is annotated as zinc finger protein 37 homolog. The coding region runs from base 47 to 1918 and encodes 623 amino acids. Gene Ontology annotation, cellular component: nucleus. Gene Ontology annotation, molecular function: RNA polymerase II cis-regulatory region sequence-specific DNA binding; DNA-binding transcription activator activity, RNA polymerase II-specific. Gene Ontology annotation, biological process: regulation of transcription by RNA polymerase II. The record is from RefSeq and is a predicted model, not a curated record. Lineage: Eukaryota; Metazoa; Chordata; Actinopteri; Lampriformes; Lampridae. The transcript has 2 exons.
CACCUCGGUAUACCUCAAGGACACAUCAUCUGAUCCUCAUUUAAAGAUGACUAAAACCCAGUUCCUGGCACAGUUGGCAGUGUCACCUGUCAUUCAUGCCCCGGAAAAGGACAUCUCCAAUAAUGUGGAUACCAUAACAGCUGGCACAGAAACAAGGAAUGGUAAAAGGUUACACAGCGAUUCACUUGUGGCCCGACUCCGUAGUCGCCUCAAACCCUGCUUACUGGCCAGUAAAACGAAACCAAGCAAAGAACUUGUUGAAGAACCAGAAUCCACCCCUGUCAGUGCAAAGAGACCUAGAUUUGUAAAUGAUUUUACCCCCAGAAAAACAAGUGAAUCUGUACAAGUCGGUACUGAAAAAUCCAAAAUGAUUAAAGGUAACUUUCAUCCAGGCAAAACUACUAUUAAACAAAUUCCUGUCAAUGCUAAGAAACUUAGAUUUGUAAAUGUGACACCUAGAUGUACAAGUGAAUCUUUACAUAGUUCAAAAAAAUCCAUAUCAGUUGAUGAUAACCCUUGUUCAAACAAAACUACAGAUGAACAAGUUCCUAUCAGUGCCGAAGACCAUGGAUUAGCUAAAAAUUUUGUAAACCAUGAACAUAAGAAUAAUCAGUCAACAUCUGUUAUUCCUAGAUCAAGAUUAACUCAAGAUGGCACUAGCCCUAAAAAGAUUUGUGAAGAAAUUCCUGCCUAUCCAAGAAAGUGUAGAUUGUCUAAAGAGACAGUUGGCUUUGUUAAUAACAUCAGUGAAUCCAUGCAUGGUAGGAAACAUAGGUUAAUACAAGAAGGUACCAACCAUAAAAAGACUAAAAGUGUGACAAAUGCUAAAAGGGUGUCUAAAGCAGCAAAAAUUAAGACAUUGGCUAAAAUAGAGAACUCUAAUCAACCAAAGUCAAAGAAGAGAGCAGAUGCUAGUCAGUCAGCAAAGAAUAAUCCUAGCAGUGAUGCCCAGAAGAAAGCUAAAGUUAAAGCUAUAUGGAACCCACCUAGGCUCACAGCGAGUACAAUACCACUGACUAGGGGAAGGAGUUCAUCGCUCACUCCAUCAAAGAGGGGAACAAGAUCCCAGGACCAAGCCCAGACCCCCACAACGCCACAACUGCGAUCCCAAAGUACCACCCCUCGCUUGGUUAUAACCCUGAAUCGAGCACCCCCCAACCCACCAAAUAGAUCCCAGACAGUUGGCCCUAGUUCAAAAGGGCACCGCUCUUCCUCUUGCACUGGUGUCUAUCCCCCAAGUGUCUCUCUCCACCCCAUACCUGUCCGAGCACCACCUAUCAUAUCACCAUUACAGCCAUUAUCAGUCAUUGGAAGGCGUCUACUCAAGAACCAAUGUGGGGAAUGUGGUCGCGUCCUCAGCAGCCCAGCUGCCUUGGAGAGUCAUGUCCAACUUCACACAGGCCGACGACCUUUCUCCUGCACCCUAUGUGGGAAGUGCUUCCCAGACUCCAAGGGCCUCAGCCGGCAUGGCAGAGUACACCGCAAUGGGAGGAUCCAUAUCUGCUCACAGUGUGGCAAGGGCUUUGUAUACCGCUUUGGCCUCACUAAACACCUCCAGAUGGUGCAUGGUAGAGUGAAACCCUUUGCCUGCCAAGUUUGCAGUAAAGGGUUCUUCACAAAACGAGACCUAGAAGCCCACUUUCGGAUCCAUACUGGAGAGAAACCAUUCCAUUGCAACCUUUGUGAAAAGCAAUUCAAAAGGCGAGUAGAACUGAAUGUGCACCUGCGGUGGCAUAAUGGGGAGAAGAGGCACUGGUGUCCAUACUGUGGGAAGGGUUUCCUAGAUUAUAACAAUUUGAAAAGGCACAAGUAUAUUCACACAGGGGAGAAACCACAUUCUUGUUCCCACUGCUCCAAGAAGUUUACACAAUCAGGUCACCUAAAGAAGCAUUUGAAAAAUGUACAUAAAGUUAAGUGAGGAAUGGGUACAUAAAAUGGCAUCUUCAUGAGAAACCACAUUCCUGUCCCAAUAUUUUUACACAGUCUGGUAACCUAAAUAAGCAUUUGAAAAAUGUAUAUUUGGUCAGAUUAAAAACGGGCACUGGAAAUGGCUUGUAUAUGCUGUGUAUAAUGAAUUAUUUUUUCAAUAGUCAAAAAUAAUAAUUUAAGUUCCUUAACUUGCUUAGGAAUUGAAAGAUGUGCAUGAGAAGGGAUAGGUUGGUCUCGGCUUUCAGAGAGAAAAUGGUAAAUCAAAGGUGAAUGUUAAAUAUUAGCAAUUUGUCUUUUUAAAUGUUUUCGUAUGGCAGAUUAAUUUCACAUAACUUAACAUUUAAUUGCAUUUAUCUGUGUAGGACUAGAAAAAAUUAAAAAGGAAUAAAUAAAAAUAAAUGAAAAUGGAAAUUAAUUUACAAUUUCAUUUAGCAGACACUUUAAUCCAAUGCACCGUACAUCUGAGUUAAUACAACACAAGCAAGGAUCUAGUCAACAAGUGACAAUACAAGUGUCAAAAAACUAGAUUCAAGUCCGAUAAGACAUAGGUGUCAGACAGUGCAUAAAGGCAUAGAAGCGAAUGCUUUUUUUUUUUAAUACCAUCAGGUGUGGAGGUGAUCGAGAAAGAGCUGGGUCUUUAGCUUCUUCUUAAAGAUGGAGAAGGACUCAUCGGAGCGAAUGGAGUUUGGUAACUCGUUCCACCACCAGGGAACUACAGAAGAGUCUAGCUAGUGACUUAGGGCCCCGAUGUGGUGGAAGUACCAGGCACCUUUCAUUGGCAGAGCGUAGUGAGCGGGACUGACUGUAGACCUGAAUGAGGGAGUUCAAGUAGGCAGGAGCUGUUUUAGUUGCUGUUUUGUAAGUGAGCAUUAAUUAAUUUCGAAGAAAAUAAUAUCAGUCAUCAAUGUUAAUUUGCCAUUAUGGAUCAUUAACAGCCAGUAUUUCAAUUUUUAUUUUUUAACAUUCCACCUGUGAAUCACACGUAAGGUUAGUUCUUUACAGGGUUAAACCUGAUAUGUGAAGUUAUUGGGUUUUCACAUAAAUACCUCUUUACUAUUAAAAAUAGUGUAAUGAAUUAUUACACUGGGCCUAAAAUUUGCCAAUUGCACCACCAACAAAGCACUCAGAUAUUUAUUAUUCAGUUUAUUAAAAAAAAGAUAAUGUGUUCAAAUUGGCAAGAUAAGUUUAGCAAUGAAUUUCUGAUUCAAUUCUUGCUGUUGUUAGUUUGAAACUUAUGUAUGGAAAAGUUGUAUUGUACAUAUUCUUACUAGUUGCACAGUAAAAAUGCCAAUUGUAGAAAACUUAUUAGUAUACUCUGUUUUCUCCACAGCUGCAUUUUUCUCCUUGGUACUAAAGUCAUUCACUGUGGCUUUAAUGUACUGCAUGUGCAAGCAAAUAAGCCUUGUGAACUAUGAAAUUGUUAUUCAUAUUUUGAGGUUAACCUCAGUGCAGUACAGUUUACAUUGUAUUAAGCUUUUUACAGAUGGUUUUAAUUUUCUAGCCUUGUGAUUUUUGACAGGUCUGAUUAAAUGUGUGCCGAUAAUGUUCACCAAA